Penicillium taxi is the source of this 1737-nucleotide messenger RNA. RefSeq names its product class I adenylate-forming enzyme family protein. The record is from RefSeq and is a predicted model, not a curated record. Gene Ontology annotation, biological process: fatty acid metabolic process. The transcript has 5 exons. Lineage: Eukaryota; Fungi; Ascomycota; Eurotiomycetes; Eurotiales; Aspergillaceae. The coding region runs from base 1 to 1737 and encodes 578 amino acids. Gene Ontology annotation, molecular function: medium-chain fatty acid-CoA ligase activity.
AUGGAGCCGCCUGAUCUUUAUGCCCGCUUUCCCAACGACCCUUGUUUCUCUCAAUUACUCACCAUUGCAAGGAAAAAGCGCACCUCCAUCAUAGUCAAUGAUCCUGGAUCUGGCAUGAAAGCAGAUUAUAAUCGGCUGCUCAGAGAUGUCUCUACUGUCCGGCAAGGCCUCUGCGAAUGCCUGCCGUCACACUGCGUCCGUAGCGGUAGCAUCUUUAGCGAAGAUCCCGUCUAUGUGUGCACUCUGCUCAGGCCAAAUUACACUUUUAUUGUUGCUAUUCUGGCUAUUUUGGCUACCGGUGGCGCGGCUGUCCCCCUUUCCACUACGCUCCUACUUGACGAAGCCCUGUCAUUGGUUUUCAGAUGCAGGGCUACAUAUCUACUAGUCGAUUCGGAGAAUGCAGAAUUUGCCGAGAAGAUACAAACCUAUCUCCAGGAACACAACGGACACCGGCUGAAUAUCGUCCGAAUUGACCCUUCGAAAGACCCUAACCCUGUUUCUGAGCACUACUGUACCAUCAAUCAUGAUAUAAAGUUCUCGCCCGAAAGAAUCAGCUUGGUUCUAUUCUCCUCAGGCACCACCGGACCGCCAAAGGCGAUAGUUCAUAGCCGGCGCGUCUUUUAUCGUGCGCAGGAGCUACUGCCACCCCGAGAAGAUGGCCAUGAUAUUUUCCUCGUGUACCGCACCGUUGUCAGCGCAGCUGGAGUUCUUCCACUGGUCCGAUAUAUCCUGACUGGUGUUCAGCUGGAGAUCUUUAAUCAGAAGUGGGAUGCCGCGAUAAUGUGGGAGCGGCUGCGUAAGGGUGAUCUGACCAUUUUUAUCGGCGCCCCUUCUAUUUGGCUCAGACUUAUGAGGCACUAUGAGACUUCUAUCAUGCAUCUUCCGGAAGAGGAGCGUGAAUCUUACGUCCAAGGUAUGCGGGGUCUGCGUGUAGCGGUGACCAUCGGAGCCUCCGCUAUGCCCGACUUGAAGCAAUUCUGGUGGAAUCUGCGUGGUGGGCGAGCGCUGCAAAAUUCAUAUGGUAGCACUGAGCUGGGCUGCUCCAUGAUCAAAUCCUCGAUUGACGAGCCACCGGGAAACUUCCACAGGCCAACCCUCGGGAAACCGAAAGAAGGGUUUGAUGUGAAGCUCUCAAAUGGAACUCAUGGAGAGAUCCUCGUUCGGUCCCCGUUUGUUUUUGCUGGCUACCUAGAUGAUUCGGUGAAAGUCACGACAUCUUCGGUCCUGGAUGAGGAAGGAUACUUCCACACUGGAGAUAUUGCACAUAUGGAAGGCGAUGACUUCGUGAUGGAUGGCCGAUUCGGAACCGACUUCAUAAAAACCAUUUUCGGAUUCCGAGUCCCAAGACUCUCGGUGGAAGCACAAAUAUCGCAACUUCCCCAAAUCAUUGAAGCUUUUGUCGUGCCAGUCCCCGAUCCUACAUGCGUGAAUCGUAUCGGAGCUAUUGUUCACUCGAAGUCAAGCGAUCUCUAUCUUGAUGAACUUCGCGAAGAAUUAUCACCUCACCUGCCGCUGUACCAACUACCGACAAUCCUAUACGUACUGAGGGGUGGGGAAGAUAUCCCCAGAACGCACACAAACAAGCUUGACAUCAAGAAGGCUGUGGAGAAAUUCUUUCCCUCGGAAUCUCUCUGCUUGCUAGACUCACACUCGGGCAAUAUCCAAAUCUAUGAUAUUGGGAAAUUGAAAGCCAUGAAAUCGGAGCGGCCGUGGGAUUGGGCCGGAUUACAGAGCUAG